UGACAGGUUCCAACAAAAAGCAGCAAAAACAAACACCUGAUUGAAUUGUUUCAAUGUGUCGCCGUCGACGACGGAGUACGAGGGGGGAGAUAAACAUCGGACUUUUCUCCACGGGCCGUGGCCAACCAUCGUCACCCUUCCAGCACCAAUAGAUCCCAAUAGAUUUCGCCUCGAUCCGAACACGCAGAAGUGUUGGUACUUCGCGGUAGAAAUAUUGCACCAGCGUCCUAUCCUUCCACUUCCCAGCACGGCCCUUUUCUGGUCAAGAUCUCUCGUGAACCUCUCUGCCCCCCUCCGUCCGUGCAGAUGUGUUUCUUCCGCAAGCCAUGAGUUCGUUACAAUGUCGUGUGGCGGUGUGGCGUAGUGCAAAAAUAGAAAACAUUUGCAGGCUCUGUUUGUCCGGCGAUGACACUUUGGAGUCUAUUUUUGGUGAUAGUGGAAGCGAUGCGCUUCAGACGAUAAUCUACGACUGUACAUCGAUUAGGAUACAACCAAAGCUGGGGCUUCCGUCAUCGAUCUGUAGUGCGUGCAGGUCGAAGGUAGAAAACUUUCACGAGUUUCGUGAACGGUGCCUGCACAACGAUGAGUACCUCCGCACGACGCUAGAGUUGGUCACGCCAAAGCAGGACCACGACGACGAGUACGAGGAGGACCAGGAUGACGAUGGCGAAGAGGAGGAGGAGGAGGAUGUGGAUAUUAAGCUGGAACCAGAGGUACUGCUGGACGAGCAAAGCGACGUCGAUCCGAAGGAGGACGAUGAGAAAGGUGGCGACAUGAUCGUCGAUAGGAACGAUAACAAAAUCGAGCGCGCAUCGCUGGGACUGUCGGAUGGGCUGAACGGUGGGCACGGUUUGGAUCGCCACGAGCCCGAACAGGAUGAGUGGGAUGAGGCCGGUUCUAAUGAUCUGGAUUCGAUCGGUAAUUCGUCGACGGAAUCGUUCAACUUUCCCUACCUUUCACCCGACCCGACGUACGGUUCGUUGCUGAAGUGUGAGUUCUGUUCGCUGGAAUUUUCCGUCCUAGAACAGUUGAAGCGGCACAUCACGAGCCACAAGGAGGAGCGAAUAUUUCAGUGCUACUACUGUCCCAAGACGUUCCACUUCGCGAAGAACCUUAACAUGCACGUCGAGUACAUCCACUCGAAGGCAAAGUACACCCCGUCGCAGGUGGCCAAAAUGAUCGCCCGGCAACAGAGUCUAGUCCAUAGCAGUAGCAGCAACAAUAGCACCGUGAGCCAGAGCACGAACGGCGGGCUAAGCCCGCUGUCACCCUUGCUGGACACGAGCGACUGUCUCAACAAUAACACCAUCCCGAGCAGCACUGGCAUUAUUGAUGCGGGUGCCGGCUUAAGCCUUAACAUUAACCUGAACGGAAACACGACCACGUCCAACGGCACGAACGGAACGUCCAUUUUGGGACGAAACUUGAAACCGAUCCGAUUGCCCGCACUCGGGUCGACAGUGGGGGAAGGACGGCGCGGCUCAUCCGUACCGUCGAUCGGAUCUUCCACUGGACAGCAGCAGCAGCAGCAGCAUGAGUGCCACGUGUGCCAUAAGAGCUAUAGCGAAUCGUCCGCGCUGCGGCAGCACAUGCUCGUCCAUACGGGCGAAAAGCCGUACAAAUGUGAUAUCUGCUCGAAAUCGUUCUACAACGCAAGCACGCUUAAAACGCACCAGCGCAUCCACAGCGACCACAAUCCGUACCGGUGCGGCACGUGCACGAAGAUGUUCGACAAUGCGCGCAGCCUCGAGCUGCACCAUCGCACGCACACGGGCGAAAAGCCGUACGCGUGCGAUGUGUGUUUGAAGAAGUUCUCAUGCUCGUCGAAUUUGAAGCGCCACCGGAAGCUGCAUGAUCGCGACUAAACGACGCAGUACAGUGCAGGAAGCACAAUCGAAAUAUCGAGAAAGGAAAGAGAGGUGAAACAUUUAAAAACGAAAUUUGAAUUUAAAACGACCAUACUUCUGUGGCCUGUGUGGGAAAUUGGAAGCAAAAAUCCGUACCAGACAGAGGCAGGAUACACACGGAUACACAGCAGCUUAGAUUUACGAGCUUAUUGUGGCAUUACCAUCUUCCGGUAGAUCGGCGCAGAUUGUAUAUAUAUAUCGAGUUUGCCUCGGGGUUCGUGGAUGUGUGCCCUGGGUGUGGUGGCUUCCGAGUGAGAGUGUGGCACAUUCUGAAUCUCAGCCUAAACGAAACAUUGACUGUGCAUUUAUAUACCCAACAGCAACGAGUACGAGCUGCUGCUUGUUUGUAGGCGGCAAACACUGCUAACACUAACGAAUGUGCGCCAAUGUGAAAGAUUUAAAACCUGUUAAACCCACAAACUGUUAACAUUUGUUUGUUGUGGAGAAGAUCAUUCGUAUCUAGGCCAGCUCCCGGAGACUAGCUCCGUCCCGCUGUGGCAAACGUGCGUUCUUCCAGCUUAAUGUAUAUAACCAACCGGAUCGCUGUUAUUCUUUUGGAGAGCAUAGCAAAAACAUCGUUUUUCAGCUAGGAAAAUGCCAAAAAGAAAAAUUACGACUACACAGUGCAAACCUUUAAAGCGAAAAUUUUGACCCAUCAAAACGAGGUAUAGAAGUUAAGGAAAAAUUGUUAGCAAAUUUAACCCACAAUCGUUAACGAACGAAAAAAAAAAAUCUUAAGAAACGCCGAGCUUAUCCUGAGCGCUGGAAAACACAUAACGAAACCGCCAAUGAAACCGUAUACUAACCGUGAUAAUAGUUCCUUUGCAGCCAAAAAGAAAAAAAGAAAAGAAAAAGCAAUGUUAAGAGAGAACAAGAGAGCGCAGGUGAAAACGAUCCGUUGAAAACGGGGAAAUAGUGGCCAAUUUGUAUUUUGAGCUUUAUGUUCGUUGUUUUGUGAUUAGGCUUACACAUUACUUUAUAGCUUUAUGUAUAAACGUGCUUCCUUUCGUUCCUUUGUUCCUAUUGUGUUGUUAUGCAUAAAGCCAUAAGACCAGCACACUGCUGCUGAUGAUGUACGCAGACGAGCGAUGCAUUUGCAACGGCCAUCAAUCGAGGCAAAGCAAGGUUGCUUUAGGAUCUGAGAAAACGUUUUUAAACAGUUAGAUUUAUAGUAAGUUAUUGUUCUAGUCAAUUUGCAACCCGUCGAUCGGUAGCUGGCAACGCUGUUGUCCACACAAUUUAAUGAAAACGUAAAGCACAGUGAGAGAGAGAGAGAGGGAGAGCCGUGUACUGUGUAACGUCGUACAUCGCAAGUGCAGCAUUUGGUAGGAUUCUGUUUUUAAUUUUUUACUUUAAUAGUGAAACAUUUUAAUUUCAUUGAUUGUGAUUACGUUGUUUUUAAUUUGUAUCUCCUUAACUACCCACGCUCGCCAGGCACGCCAGGUGCCGAUUAACCAGUAAGGCGCGCAGCGCAAGGCGCCAGUUGCGAUCUGUUUGCGCAGCGUACUACGCCAUUACGCCUCUUUAAUAAAACGAAAUCAAUGGAAUGAAACUGAA
Molecule: messenger RNA, 3464 nt
Organism: Anopheles stephensi (Asian malaria mosquito)
Lineage: Eukaryota; Metazoa; Arthropoda; Insecta; Diptera; Culicidae
Product: zinc finger protein 454-like
Exons: 3
Coding region: 327-1865 (512 amino acids)
Cellular component (GO): nucleus
Molecular function (GO): zinc ion binding
Source: RefSeq, a predicted model, not a curated record